UCCCACGUAUCCCUUCUCUCCUGCCAUGUCUUUUCUCAACGAAGUCCCCGCCUCCGUGUCGACGCAGUACAUCGCUACUUUUCCUCCGUACCCGCCACUGCCGUACGUGGACUCCGCCCUCCAGGACGUACAACACGCGAAGUAUGACCAGCGCGACAUCGGGUCCGGGAUUCAAUCUCAGCAAUUAGAUUGCUCCAAGCUUUUCGACGAUACGGUCGGCUUCUUCGACUUUAUCACAUCACUGAGCCCCUCCCAAGCGAGCAAUGCCGGCUCGGGCAGUCCCCAGACCAAUUGCUCCCUCGCUGCUCAUCAUUCAACCGCCAGCCACGCCACUUCUUCCUCAGGCACUGAACGUUCCGAGGCAACACCCCAAAGAAGUUCUGCUCGCCAAGCUCAUCUCCAGGAUGACAGGGGUUCUGUUGGUGCCGCACGGUCUAUGAAACCCAAACGUUCCAGGAAGCACGUCCCUUACGAGGCUGCUGUCAAGCGCAAAGGCAUCGUUGCGGCAGAGGGAGUCGAGCCAGGGCCAUCGGAGAAGAGGCCGUCGAAUGCAUACUUUGUCUUCUUGCGCGACUACCGCCCAGCUCUCGCGGAUCCUGGCAGCUUCGCGCUCUCGAAUAACCUGCUGCUCCGUAUCAUGGGCAAGAUGUGGUAUCUUAUCUCUCCUGAGAAGCGGGAUUACUACGACAGGCUCUCUCGUGCCGAACAGAACCCCGCGCCCGAAGAUUCUGUCGCCUACAAGUUCCACCACGGCACCGCGGCUUUCAAGGUUGUCUCCGUUCCCCUCGUCCUCGAAGCGAUGCGCAUCCUCAUACGCUGCUGCGUCGACCGCGUUUUCGACCCGAAUCUGACCGCCACUCGUGUGUCCCGCAAGAGGUUCACAAAGGAGUCCGCGGAGAACGCGCUGCACUUUGCGGAAGAGCGCGAGGAGCUGUGGAAGAGCUGGAAAGAGUGGUUGGGCGAGCCAGUCGCCGCGCUCCCUCCUCUAUUCUCACCCGAGGACGCAUUCUGCACCGCGCAAGAUCUGAGGCCGUUUGGCUUGGUCGUUGGGUCACAGCUGCCGCUUGCUUCGCCAUCCGCGGUGCUACCUGCAAUGUCGUCUACUCAGUCGACCAUCCGGCUCCCCGUCAUGCCGACUAUGCCAAACUUUGCCGCCCCUGCCUUUGCGACGCCGGACAAUUCUUUGCUUUCUUACUCUCACACUGUUCCUCCUGUAUCCCCCAACAUCAUGGCUCUGUUAGCUGGUUAUUCUACGCCAGUUAUCUGGUGAUGUUUCUCUGCUCUGCACAUUGGAAAUUGGCUCAUUCAUCAUCGAUUCGAACUUUUAAAACACCACAAUUCAUACCUUUUCAGUGACUAAACAG
Phanerochaete carnosa HHB-10118-sp is the source of this 1364-nucleotide messenger RNA. RefSeq lists its product as uncharacterized. Bases 26 to 1270 code for a protein of 414 amino acids. The record is from RefSeq and is a predicted model, not a curated record. The transcript is spliced from 2 exons. NCBI's taxonomy places the organism in Eukaryota, Fungi, Basidiomycota, Agaricomycetes, Polyporales, Phanerochaetaceae.